Molecule: messenger RNA, 1466 nt
Organism: Raphanus sativus (radish)
Lineage: Eukaryota; Viridiplantae; Streptophyta; Magnoliopsida; Brassicales; Brassicaceae
Product: GDSL esterase/lipase At4g10955
Exons: 3
Coding region: 137-1243 (368 amino acids)
Biological process (GO): lipid metabolic process
Source: RefSeq, a predicted model, not a curated record
UUUCCUUAACUUCUUCUAAUUUUUCCUUUUUUUCCUGGUGCAUCAUCCAUUUAUUCUGUCUUCUCCACUAUAUUUGAUGAAAAAAUGGUGACGAUAAAUCAAGAACAAUUGAUGUUUAGAUCAGGUAGAGAAACAUAUGGAAGAAGAAGCUGGUGAUAUGGUGAAAGAGGGGCUAAUGGCCUCUCAAAGAGAAAUCUUCAGUAUUUCUGGUCCCGUUCAUCUAACUUCCAUUGAUUGGAAUAAUUCGUACCAUAGAACCUCGGUGGCAUCAUGUUUGGUACAAGCAGUGUACACCCUGGAACGAGACAGACAACAAAACAGGAUUGGUUUCAAGUCACAAGCUAAUCAUUGGUGGGAGUUUUUCAACUUCACUUUAGCCGAAACCCUAAUCGACCAAUCAGACGGAUCCAUAUAUGGAGCCGUGUUCGAGUACAAACUCUUCUCUUACAAUUAUUAUAUUCAUCCUCAUUCGAAAACACCUCCUCGUCACGUGAUCGCGUUCCGUGGUACGAUCAUGAAGCGGCACUCUCGGUCAUGUGACCUUAAGCUGGACCUACGUUGCAUUCGCGACAGCCUCCAGGACAGCACAAGAUUCAUGCAUGCGAUAGAGGUUGUACAAACCGCGGUCGCUAAAACCGGUAAUGCAGCCGUGUGGCUCGCCGGGCACUCUCUUGGAGGCGCCAUGGCUUUGCUUGCCGGGAAGAUUAUGACGAGGUCUGGUUUUCCUCUAGAGUGUUACCUUUUUAAUCCUCCUUUCUCCUCCAUCCCGAUAGAGAAGCUACUGAAGAGUGAGAAGCUUAAACAUGGAGUUAGAUUAGCCGGGAGUUUAGUCAAAGCCGGAGUAGCUAUGGCCGUCAAUGGUCGCCACAAUCACAAUAAGGACCAAGAAGACGACACGUUUAUGAAACUAGCAUCAUGGAUACCUUAUUUAUAUGUGAAUCCUUCAGAUCCAAUCUGCUCAGAGUACAUUGGUUAUUUCAAGCACAGAAACAAAAUGUUUGAGAUUGGAGCUGGAAAAAUAGAGAGGGUCGCAACCAGGAACUCGCUUAGGAGUUUCUUGUCCGGAGGAGGAGGAGGAAGCAAGUGUUCGGAUGCUUCAUCAGAACCUCUUCAUCUUUUACCAUCGGCUUAUAUGACGAUAAACACUAGCAAAUCACCGGAUUUUAAGAUAGCCCAUGGGAUCCAUCAAUGGUGGGAUCCUAUGUUCCAUGGUGAAUAUGUUUUGUACCAGUUUAGUCAAUGACCUCCACUUUUGUCGCUUCAAAUGCUUUAAGCCUUUUGCUUUUUUUUUUCUUCUAAUUGUCUCUUUCACUUAUUGUCUUCAAAAAUUGUUUUUAUUGUUAUAAUCUAUAAAAGAUCAAGUUAGUGCAGGAGGAUCUGAAGGAGAAGAGAAGUAGAGUCGAGUGAAAUAUCAAACAACAUAACAUUAUGAGGUUGUAUACAUGUUCAUCUUAUGAUUUUUUUUU